GAUGCGCUGUGUCCCUCGGACACAGCGGAUCACUGAUCUACGGAAAGGUCACGGUCAUGUGAUCAGCUGUGUCCAAUCACAGCUGAUCACUGAUCAUCAGGGCACUGAUGAUCAGUGUGCCCUGAUGAUCAGUGUGGCCCCAGAAGUGCCACCUGUCAGUGUCCAUCAGUACCAGCUGUCAGUGCUGAACAGUGCCAUGUGCCAGUGCCCAUCAGUGCCACAUCAAUGCCACAUAUCAGUGCCCAUCUGAGCUGCCUUUCAGUGUCACCCGUCAGUGCUGCCAAUCAGUGCCACCUAGCAGUGCCAGUCAGUGCCGCCCAACAGUGCCAGUCAGUGCCGCCUGCAGCCUAACAGUGCCAGUCAGUGCCGCCUAACAGUGCCAUAUAUCAGUGCUGCUUUUCAGUGCCCAUCAGUG
Staurois parvus is the source of this 415-nucleotide messenger RNA. Lineage: Eukaryota; Metazoa; Chordata; Amphibia; Anura; Ranidae. The record is from the annotation of a GenBank genome assembly.